CACACGUACUAUGUCAAAAAAGAAUGCCGGAGUAUUACCAUCUGCAACAAGAGUAGUAAAGAAGGCAAUGGGGGGAAGCUAUGUAGGUUUGUCUAGCAAUCGCAAGACGGCGUCGGCCAUAUCACUGGCACCCGUUCCCAUUGCCCUUCCGUCUUUAUACAGCGAGCAUGCUGGGCGUGGUUCGUCCAUGGCGUCUCACUCCGCUCAGAAGCUUACGAAGGGCUCUACGCAGCUAGCUGCGCUGGAUGCGAACUGGAGCCACGACGGCGCACAAAACGACACACAGAAUACGACGAGUUUGCAUUCGUGCGCGACUGCAUGGGCGCGGUGUUCUGUGCCGGAUGUGUUGAAAGAUAAGCAGUCGGACCAGGCUAAGGGUGGCGGCGCUGCCCAACCUGUUUAUUCGAUUAACCGAAAUAGGGCGUUGUAUAAUAUAGAUGAGGAAUUUCCUGCAUUGGGGGCGAUAGAAACUCAGGAGAAGUCGUCUUCUAGGUUCGGCGGUGGUGCAUUUGCCAGUCAGAAGGGUUCGGAAGAUGCGCAGUCAGGUGGUUCUGGCAGGGUGGAUCAUUAUCAUCACCAGUACGAUUCCUAUUCUUCUAGAAAAGAGAACAGCUAUUUUCCUUUUGGCCGUAACCGAUAUCAUUCUUCCAGUCGCAUGGACGACCAGCCGAGGCUUGGUUGGGGCAUGGGCAAUCGGUGGUUCGGGAACGGGGGAUAUAGCGGCAGUAGGUAUGGAGGCGGCGGACCUGACAGAGGAUGCGACGGGGGUAGUUUUGACCGAGACACCGGCAGAGGUUUUGAGCGAGGUGGCGAAGCGUUACCAAGAGGGAAUCCGAAUCGGAACAGUUAUCGAAACGUGUUUCGAAACAUUUUGCCCGAGAACGGGUCUAAGGAGACGGGUGCUGCGUCUACAGCGACUCCGGUCGCGUCAGAGUUGAAGACGGUUGCUUCUGGUUCGUCUGCGACGCCGAAUCAUCCGGUGCCGACGCCGUCUAUCAUCAUCUCGCAUUCGUCUCAGAUAGACAUGCCGAUCGAACAGCGAACCGACGUCAUCAAGAAGACUAUUAAGGGUGAUUGGGCGUCCAUUGAAGAGGAAGACGAGGUGGAUACAAGGCGUGCUGAUUUGGCUGCGCCGAACAGGGGCGCGGUUUCUGAGGUGGGGGGUUCGAGCGCGAAGCCCCCGGAGGAGAGAGGCGGGCCAUCGAAGGCGGUGGAGUGCAGAGACGGCGAGCCUCGAGCGAAGGCGGUGGAGUGCAGAGACGGCGAGCCCCGGGCGAAGGCGGUGGAGUGCAGGGACAGCGAGCCCCGGGCAAAGGCGGUGGAGUGCAGAGACGGCGAGCCCCGGGCGAAGGCGGCGGAGUGCAGGGACAGCGAGCCCCGGGCAAAGGCGGUGGACGAGGUCGGUGGUCGUCGUCCUGAGAAGGCGAAUCGUUUUGGGGGCGCGGAUAGCGGGUCGUGGAGGGGCCCGCCGGCGGAGAGGGCGAAGGCGAGCUUCGACCGCGCGCCGGACCCCAUAGAGCAGCAGGCGGAGGAGAUGCACCUCAAGGCUCAGCAGAGGGCGCGUGAGAAGGCGGAGGAAGAAGCGCAAAGGCAGAGCAAGUUAAUGGAGAUUCGAGAGGCUAAUUUAGCCAGGUUGGACAACCUGGAGUCUGCGAUGUUGGACAAGAAGUCUCAGCAGAAGCUUGAGGAGGAGAAGGCGAAGGCCAUGAAGUUGGCCGCGAUGCUGCAGAAGGAGCUGUUCGAGGAUAGUUUGUUGAAGAAGAAGAAGUUUGAGGGCGAAUUUGGCGUGCGGCCGGCGAAUUUUGCGCCUUACUUGGUUCCGGGGACCGUGAGGAUUGUCAAGCGUCGCGCGGAGUCAGUUGUGCCCAACGGGUCUGCUGGGAGCGGCGGCGCUUCUGGGGCGGAGGUUGAGAGGCCGUUGAGGUCGAGGUUGAAUCGGGCGAGGAUGGACGGCCACGAGAAGUGUCAAGGAAAGGACGCGGUUUCGAGCGAGCUUAAGUCUGGAGCGGACGGUCGCGACGGGGUCUCGUCGGCGGAAGAAGGGAAGAGGGAGAAGACGGAGACGAACGGAAAGGUGCCCGUUGCUAGAGUUUCUCCUGAGCAAAAGCCUGUUACGGAGUCCGCAGCGCCCGGGGGAGAAGAAAAGUGUGCGGUGUCGAAAGACGAGUCGACGAACGCUGUUGUGAAAGAGGGGGAGAAGGAGUUGUUGGGUGAGGCGGCUGUUUCGGAAUCGGCCGGUCGCGGAGACGAUUCGCGCAAAAACGAGGCGCUGCCACGCGGAGAUGUCGGGAAAGCGACAGACGACGAGAAGUCGCAGGCGUCCAAGUCGACGGGUCCCGCGAGUGAGGACAAGGCGAAUUUGCCGAAGAAAGAGGCGGAAUCGGCCGGUUCUGCGAGUCACGCCAUUCCAUCUGCGUGGCGAGUGAUUCAGUCUCCUAGCACGGGAAGCCAGAGUUUGGCCGAGAUUAUGGAUAGUGAGAAGCGUCGAAUGGAGGAAGAAAUGAAUGAGAAAGCGUCUUUGGCCGCGAGUUCUCUCGAAUCUCAGUCUUUGAAUGGGGAGAAGCAGUCGGUUUUUCCUACUGGGCGCGGGAAGUCCGAGAGGUCGUCGGGUGCAUACAAGCACGCAGACCACUACGGAGCGGGUAAGGGCGUCAGGGGUGUAGAGGACCGGUCUGGUUUUGCGCGCGAGGGCGAUAGGACCAAGUUUCCGCCUAGGCCGUCUCGCGCGUCUUUUUAUCAGUCUCGAGGGGGUGGCGAGUCGAGUGCGUCGACGCGCGAUCGAGAGGAGGCGCAGGAUUCCGCGAACAAGGCAGCGGACGGGAGCGGCGCGACUCCCAAGCCUCAGCCGAGCGCCCGUUUGGACCGGGAUGCGUUUGCUGCGAAGCCUCCGUCUUCCCUGCAUCAGGGGAAGCAGCGGGGUUCGCUCAAGAAAGCGGCGGUCGGUCGAGCGGGUCAGUCAGGUGAGUUUGAGAGGGCGUCGAAGAGAGACGGUUCGUCUCAGAAGAAGGAGGUCCCGCCUACUACUCAACAGCAGCAGCGCAACGAAGAGGUGUCAAAGCAACAACGACAUACGCUUGGCGACAAGAAGGCGGCACCUCUUUGCGCCAAGGAGGCGGCAGUCGAUGGAGCGUGUCAUUCUUCUGAUGCUAGGUCGUUGAGCGAGACGUCGACCGUUGUUGCGGUUGAAUCGGACGGUUCUAGAUCGUCGAGCAGCCUGAAAUCGUCCGACGCACAGUGCGAGAAGUCGCGUACUUUUUCGAAGUCGUCCGAUCAAUGUGAAUCCAAGAACUACUCUUUUUCGAACUUUGCGUCGGACCAGCGCGCGUCCAGAGCGGACUUGUCGACCAACUGGAGGAUGGACAAGGUUCAGUGGCCGCUUGAUUUUGCGCGCAGCGCCGGCUCCGGGUCUCGAACCAGGUUCAGGGAGAGGUUUUCGGGGGCCAAGUCGAAAGAAGACGAAAGCUCGUCCAAGCACCCUUCCACCUCUUCUCGACCGGCUUCGGAAAAGAGCACCGCAGUCGGAGAAUCGUCGUCCGCGGUGGAGGGGAGGAAGGUCGGAGCGGCCUCCUCUUCUAAGGCGAGCGAUCGAUACCAGGCGUCCAGACAACAGAAUCAGUCCGAUCGCAGUGAAGAGCAGCGGCCUUCUGACGACCAUCAGUCGCCCCCGUCUCGGACUCCGGCCCGCUCGACCUCUUCGAAGGGACAAGACGAAAAGAAAAAACAGUCCCCUCUGACCACCAACGAGAAGACUGAAGAUCGGCAGCAGAAGCAAGUACACCACGAGCUGAAAUCAGGGGGCAAAGUCGGGGACAAAGCCCCGGUUGCUCCUCAUGACGGCGACACCGCCUCGACCGGCGGUAAGGCCUCCAACGAAGAUUCGUGUAAGGCGACGCUUCAGCCUUCGAACGAGGGCGCUGGAAAGUUCUCUCGCUCUUCUGAGUUCCAAUCGUCUUCUGGUGGGGGAGAACUUGCAUCCGCUACUCCCAAGGACCCUGCUUGCGACGAAAAGCCCGCUCUGGACGUCCACGGCAAGGAAAAGUCCUCUGAAUCUCAGAAUCAUGUCCUCGAAAAAGGACCCGGGAAGAGUAGUCCGAAGCAAGGCGCCGCCAAGUCACUCCCGACAGCAACUGGUCACGAUGCCCGUCGGUCCUCCAGACCUAAAUCCUCGUCUUCACGUUCACGCAAGCGGUUUUACAAAGUCAAGGCACUUUCUGCCAACUCGACCGCAGAAAAGGCCAAUACGCCCAAGGAUUCCCUUUCUUCGAACGCGUCCAACAACAAACACGCGGACUCCGCCUCUUCCAGCGAGUGCGCUGUAAAAAAAGAUGGUACGACACCACCUCCUUCUUGUGCCCCGCCGACCGAUAACCACGUCCACCACCCUCCGUCUUCUCAAGCGUCCACAAAACCUUCUGGGACUCCACCUCCGACUGGCUCGGUCCCCCCUUCCGGCUCCGACCAACACGAGGCCGCCAAACCCUGCACCGCGCCGGCCUCUGACUCGCAUCGCUCGACGAGCAGCGCCUCCAAAACUACUUCUCAACCGAAACCCUCAAGGUCCGACCGAACCAACGUCGCCCACACCAACCCAAGCUCCCAUGGACCCUUCAACCGGUCGCGCCACCGACCGUUCUUCCACUUCGAUAAGCCCAAAAAACCCUCCGCCUCGUCUACGAAAGACAAAGUCUACAAGCCAGUAGAAACUUUUUUUUUGUCAAUCGCUAACAAAGUCUCAGACGCCUGAUGGUCUAUCACACACUGAGCGAUACAUAACAUUUGUACACUAAACCGCCACCCUCUAUCUACCUUUUUCCCUACUGAUCACACGUCCUCUGUGAAAGGAAUUUCAUCGACUUAUUAAAAAAGUGUACAGAAUUUGUAAAUUUGCGAGAUAAAAAAAAACAUUUUUUUC
Schistocerca gregaria is the source of this 4912-nucleotide messenger RNA. RefSeq names its product serine/arginine repetitive matrix protein 2-like. The coding region runs from base 11 to 4744 and encodes 1577 amino acids. The transcript has 2 exons. NCBI's taxonomy places the organism in Eukaryota, Metazoa, Arthropoda, Insecta, Orthoptera, Acrididae. The record is from RefSeq and is a predicted model, not a curated record.